This is a messenger RNA of Tachysurus fulvidraco (yellow catfish), 1241 nucleotides long. RefSeq lists its product as uncharacterized. Gene Ontology annotation, molecular function: metal ion binding. The transcript has 2 exons. The coding region runs from base 100 to 804 and encodes 234 amino acids. NCBI's taxonomy places the organism in Eukaryota, Metazoa, Chordata, Actinopteri, Siluriformes, Bagridae. The record is from RefSeq and is a predicted model, not a curated record.
CUAAAGAGGACAGAAGAACAAAGAAGUUCCGCAUUAACAGGAACUUGACGGAUAAAGAGAUCUGUGGUGUAAACACGAUCAUUAUAAACAUAAGCAGUGAUGAACUCGCUGGUGGGAUACAGAGUGUCAUCUGACUCUGAGGAUGAAGAGGGGACACAGAGCACAGCAGCACAGAUUGAGGAAAAUGAGCCCAAACAGAAGAAAUCAUACAACUUCCUGGUGGAAUCUGGAUCAGCUUCCAGUGAGUCUGAGCCAGAUGAAGAGCAGGAAGAUGAACACGACCCAGUGAAUGAUCUCUCAUCUCCUGAGCACCCAGUUCCUCCUUCAGUCAGUUCUGCUUCUAAUAAACUGCCUUCUCCUGCUCUGGGACGGUUUUGUGUUCCAGUCGGCAGCAGCGUGUUUGCGAACCCUUUUAAAGAACGAGCAGAACAGAAACUCAACGUGCUCCAGAAACACGUCCCGCUCACAUCCCACGCCCAGCCCUCACACAUCGGCGGGAAGAAGGUGUGUGUGGCCUACAGGAAAAAUGGCCGCUGCCGUUUCGGAAUCCGUUGCAAAUUUGCUCAUGACAGCGACCUGCAGCAAAACGUAGCAGAACCUACGGACUCGGACUUGAACGACACUGCGACACACACUCCAGCCUGCAGGGAAUCGGCUGUUGAGAGUAAACAAGUAGACAAGGAGGAGAAUCAGAGCAGGAAGAAGAAGAACCGUGUGGGAGUGAGCGAUAGUUUAAUCCCUCCCAAACGGGCGCUGAAGCAGUACGCCAUGCAGAGGGAAAACGGCUCACAUUCACAUACGUGAAUCCAGGGUGUAAGAAAUAAGAUCUGAACUCAGGGUACAGGGUGUGAUUAAAAUUGCCCCAGGUGUGAUGUGUGAGAGGCUGUGUGUAGUAUUGUGUUUUCAUCAUUCUAGAUAUAACUCCUUCACUGAGACAGGGACACGGAGGCCACGCCUCCUUCACUGAGACUGGGACAUGGAGGCCACGCUUCCUUCACUGAGACUGGGACACGGAGACCACGCCUCCUUCACUGAGACUGGGACAGGGAGGCCACGCCUCCUUCACUAAGACUGGGACACGGAGGCCAAACCAUCAGAGACUGACACCUAUAGUCCACACCUUCUUCACUGAGACUGGAACACAGAGGCCACAUCCUCUUCACUGGGACUCAGAGGCCACGCCUCCUUCACUGAGCCUGACACCCAGAGGCCACACCUUUUUCACUGGGACACAGAGGCCA